This is a messenger RNA of Rhopilema esculentum, 633 nucleotides long. NCBI's taxonomy places the organism in Eukaryota, Metazoa, Cnidaria, Scyphozoa, Rhizostomeae, Rhizostomatidae. The record is from RefSeq and is a predicted model, not a curated record.
AUGAAAAUUGACGAGCAGCUGCAGAGUGGGGAAAUGAAGAAGAGCACGUCUGCCCAAAAAAUUUCCCUAUCCACUUUCGAUUUUUCUCCAAGGAGAGAAAGAGGAAGAGCAGUAUCGUCUUUUGAGUGCAGUUGUGGAUGGCGAGGCAAGGUGAAGCACCUAAAUGCAGAAAAAAGGCAGCGGAGACUACGAGUAGCAACAGAACAGCCCUCAACAGCUACAACAUCUUUAUCUGCCGAGGGUGAUAUGGAUGCCCUGACUUUUAAUUCAAAGCGCUGGAAAGCUACCGAAUUUUCUGAACUAAAUGAUCAGGUCCGUCGAUUGAAAGGAUACAUUAAGACAAUCAAGGCUGAGCUAAAUAACGCAGAAGAAGAGAUAAGAAAAAAUCAACGUACUAUUUUCAAUUUGGAGGAAGAGGUGAAAAAUGUUUAUGAUGCCCUCAAAAGUAGAAGGACUCAUUUUGAUGAGGUAUGCUCUCUUUUUUGGACUAAACGCUGCCUGUUCCAGUGGCAGCGCCAGCCACAAGGUUCUGGGGGAACAAACAAAAAAUUUAGGCCACGCCCUAUUUACAGCCCAAAACGUACUUUUAUCAAAAAGAACGCAAAUUUUACCUGCAGGAAUGCCUAUUACUAA